Marasmius oreades (fairy-ring Marasmius) is the source of this 372-nucleotide messenger RNA. RefSeq lists its product as uncharacterized. The transcript is spliced from 3 exons. The coding region runs from base 1 to 372 and encodes 123 amino acids. Lineage: Eukaryota; Fungi; Basidiomycota; Agaricomycetes; Agaricales; Marasmiaceae. The record is from RefSeq and is a predicted model, not a curated record.
AUGGCUGACACCAAUCCUCCUCCUCUUAGUGACUUACAGCAAAAAGCACCACCUGAAGGUCCAUCGAGGAACGAAUUAAAGAAACGCACAAAAGCGGUGGAAAAGGAGAAUAAAGCUGCAGAGAGGGCAAGACAAGCGGAGCUAGCUGUGAAACAGGCAAAAAACGAAGUGAUUUUGCAAAAGCAUUCCACGGCCCUCUACCUCUCCAUCAGUCCCAAUCGCGUCCUCGCAAGCCUCGAGUUCAAAUUGCCUCAUGAUCAUCUCGAGAUGGAGAGACUGUUUUAUUCCGGGCUCGUGUUCAUACAAUCCGUGUGCGCAACAAGAUGUCCUUGGAGCUCCGGCAGAGAACAGAAUCGAUGCAGGCUUUGGUGA